AUGGCGCACACCGCGGGACCUGUUAAUGUCCCCAAGCAGUUCGUGCUCUGCUUCGACGGCACGGGGAACAAGUUUGCGGGUGACGAGUCGGACAGCAAUGUGCUGAAGAUCUUCCGCAUGCUGGACCGAAGUCAGAGCCAUCAAUACCAUUACUAUCAGCCCGGUAUUGGCACUUACGUGACCUCCAAGUCGCUUUCUAGUACCAGUCGCUUUCAGCGCAUCAAGUCCGCCUACCAGAAGGCCAAGGACUCCGCGGUUGGAUCGUCCUUUGACGAACAUGUGAUGGGUGGAUACAAGUUCCUGAUGCGCUACUACUCCCCCGGCGACGAGAUCUACUUUAUCGGAUUCAGUCGUGGCGCUUACAUUGCGCGAUUCCUGGCGGAGAUGCUGGACUACAUCGGCCUGCUGGAAGCCGGGAACGAGGAACUCAUCCGGUUCGCAUGGAAAACAUUCGCCAAGUGGCAGCAGCGAAUGGGAGAAACAGAAGAGGAGAAGGAAGAAAAGAAGAAGCUGUUCCACUAUAUGAAGGCAUUCCGUGAGACAUUCAGUCGUCCCAUCUCGCGUAUCCGGUUCAUGGGUCUCUUCGACACCGUAAACAGCGUACCGCGCUUCGAGUCCGCGUGGAUGCAGCGCACCAAGUUCCCCUAUACUGCACGCAGUUCCGCCAAGGUGAUCCGUCACGCGGUUGGGAUUGACGAGCGUCGUGCCAAAUUCCGCCAGGACCUGAUCUCCGGACGUCGACCAGAGCAUGACAAGAGCCACCUCCAUCGUCCGCACUUUGACCGGCAUCAUCUGCAAGAGCAUCUGCAUCAUCACAUGGAUGCCAACCAUCACCUACGUCUCCAUCACGAGGAGAACCCGGAGGCCGUCCCUACCAUCCAGGUGAACGAUAACGGCCAGCAAGAUACUGAAAAGGAAUCCGAGCAUCCCGCAUUUCAAAGCCCGGGAUGGGGUCCUGGUCCAGGCGAGACGUACUACCGCACUCCGCACGGCUCAGCUCCUCACAGCUCGCAUCAAGGCAGUGAGAGUAACUUCGAGGGCGAGCAAGGUCACCCUCGCUAUCGCGCGCCCUCCCCUCGGCGCACCAGUCUCGCUGUGCCCCAUCAGGGUCCCUCGGCGGACGAUGCCUCGUCUGUGCACAGUGGACAAAGUGGACGUUCUAUACCCUUGUCGACCCAGUUACCGAGCCACGGCGACUAUGACGACGAAGAUGAUCAGGAUAUCCAUGAGAUUUGGUUCCCAGGCUGUCACGCAGACAUUGGCGGUGGCUGGAAACUGCAAGGAGGGGAGCUGUGGGCGCUCAGUCAUGCGCCGCUGGUGUGGAUGGUGCAGGAGGCCAGGAAGGCCGGGCUUCAGCUAGAUGAGCGUAAGAUGAAGCAAUUCCAGUGCUUGGAGGAGUUUGACGGGGACUACACUGCAAUCCGCGAAGAGAUCGGUGCUCGGCGCCUUAGCACGGUCAAUCAGUGUCGCGAGGACCACAACGAGACGGACGAAGCCUACCGCUCGGCGCCCAACGAGAAGGAACGGUCAGCUGCCAGCCGCGAUUUCUGGCAUGCACUGCACACCGCGAGCACAAAGGGUCUGCUGCACGACUGCCUGGAAUUUAACCAGGGUCUGCCAACGCUCUCGGUCAUCUCUUGGCGGAUCAUGGAGUGGCUUCCCUUUCGGCGAAUGGAUCUUCAGGCCGACGGGACCUGGAAACCGAUCAGCUGGCCGCUACCACGCGGAGAGGUACGAGAUGUGCCAUUGGAUGCUGAGAUACACAUCUCAGCCAUUCGCCGGAUGCAAGCCGAUCCCAGCUAUCGGCCCGGUAAUGUCAUUGUCGGAGGGGGUGGCCGAGGUGUGCGCAAGGCACCGACCGAGCGUGGUAUGGGCGACUGGGUUGUUUACAAGAACGAGGGCGACGGGAUUCGCGAGACCUACGUCCGCAAGAGCGAAGCCACCAAGUGCGAGGAGGGACAUGGGGUCACCGCAUAG
Penicillium lagena is the source of this 1977-nucleotide messenger RNA. RefSeq names its product T6SS phospholipase effector Tle1-like catalytic domain-containing protein. NCBI's taxonomy places the organism in Eukaryota, Fungi, Ascomycota, Eurotiomycetes, Eurotiales, Aspergillaceae. The coding region runs from base 1 to 1977 and encodes 658 amino acids. The record is from RefSeq and is a predicted model, not a curated record. The transcript has 2 exons.